This is a messenger RNA of Oncorhynchus gorbuscha (pink salmon), 12198 nucleotides long. RefSeq names its product cadherin EGF LAG seven-pass G-type receptor 3-like. The coding region runs from base 1 to 12174 and encodes 4057 amino acids. Gene Ontology annotation, molecular function: G protein-coupled receptor activity; calcium ion binding; secondary active sulfate transmembrane transporter activity. Gene Ontology annotation, biological process: cell surface receptor signaling pathway; homophilic cell-cell adhesion; G protein-coupled receptor signaling pathway. Lineage: Eukaryota; Metazoa; Chordata; Actinopteri; Salmoniformes; Salmonidae. The transcript has 50 exons. Gene Ontology annotation, cellular component: plasma membrane. The record is from RefSeq and is a predicted model, not a curated record.
AUGUCUUCCAUCACCGCUUUCACCAUAUCAUUCUCGGCACACGCCCGUGCAAUUAAGUCUGGUGUUACUCACAGGGAUAACGUUACCACGACCCCUUUAUCAUUCUCCAUCGAGCUCAACCUGACUAAACGGGAUGAUGACUCAGAUUCACAUUCCCGGCCACGAGCUAGCCCCCACCGCACUACCCGUUCUCAGCACAUGAGUUCAGCACCACAGGCACUGUGGACAGCUCCCAUGAAAAGCUUUACACAGGAUUCCCAGAGUAAACACGCAGAUUUGGCUCAGCACUUUCAGCCAAUCUUUUUCGGGAGUGUUUACAACGUCAAUAACAAUAACAACUUAAGAAAUGACAACCAGAACCACGACCACCAGAACCACAACAACAAUAGCAACGAGGAGAACAAAGAGGAGAAUGUUCUAACGAAUGACGAAAGUAACGAUGCCGAUAGUAGACAGGUGUCGGGGGAUCUGAGUGGACCGUGCUCACAGACACAGCAGGGGUCGUUCCCGGAAGAGUGCCUUCACGCUGCGUGUGCUGUCGACAGCUUAACCACUGUACAGGGGGGCUCGCGCAUGCAAUUAAAAUCCAGUAAACUGGUGCCAUUACAACAAGAUGGAGUCAGUUUGCGAGAGAGGCAUAUGGUUGUCGAGGUUGAAGAGGGGUCUGGGGAAGGAGAAUUACAGGUGGGGGAGGGACGGGCUAGAGAGCCGUGGAGGGAGGAAGUGGAGGAGUGGGAGUCAGAAGGAAUAACAAAGAGAGCCACAGCCCAAACAGAUGAAACUGGAGAGGGAGAGGGAGGAAAGGGUCAGGAGAGGGCCAGGCACACACAGGCACAGAGUGGGUCAGGAGGACAGGGGAACAAAGAGUGGCAGGGGGAUGAAAGCACACAGGGAGAGUGGGAAGAAGAGGAGGAAAGGCACAGUUCCAGGGGAGAGAGAAGCCUGGAAAGGCACAUAGUGAAAGAUAGAGAUGAGGGGGACAGAGAGAAAGAGGUUUUGGUGGUGGGACGCGCUCGCCGUGCUGCCAACAGACACCCUCACUUCUCCCUGUAUAACUUCCAGGUGCAGGUACCAGAGAACCAGCCCUCAGGCACCUCAGUCAUAGCCAUUUCAGCCACAGACCCAGACUCAGGUGACGCAGGCAUGCUCAGCUACACCAUGGCCCCUCUAAUGAACAGCAGAUCAACUGACUACUUCCACAUUGACCCAGACACAGGCCUCAUCACCACCUCCCAGGUGCUGGACAGGGAGCACAUGGAUCUGCAUUACUUCCGGGUCACAGCGUCAGACCGCGGCUCUCCACGCCUCUCUGGCACCACCAUGGUGGCCAUCACCGUGGCCGACCGCAAUGACCACUCGCCCAUUUUUGAGCAUGUAGAGUACCGGGAGACCAUCCGGGAGAACGUGGAAGAGGGUUACCCCAUCCUGCAGCUCCGAGCCACUGACCUCGAUGCCCCGUCCAACGCCAACAUCCGCUACCGCUUCAUAGGAGACACCGCAGCCACCGCCCGCGCCGCUUUCGAGAUCGAUCCCCGCUCAGGGCUGAUCACUACGCGGGGGGCAGUCGACAGGGAGACCAACGAGCGUUACACCCUCCACGUGGAGGCCAGUGACCAGGGAAAGGAGCCCGGGCCGCGCUCAGCCACCGUUAAGGUCUUCAUCACGGUGCUGGAUGAGAAUGACAACGUGCCCCAGUUCAGCGAGAAGCGCUAUGUGGUGGCGGUCAGGGAGGACAUCCGGCCCCACUCGGAGAUCUUGAGGGUGAGCGCUACGGACCAUGAUAAGGAUAGCAACGCGGCCGUCCACUACAACAUCAUCAGUGGGAACAGCCGGGGCCAGUUCUCCAUCGACAGUGUGACGGGGGAGAUCCAGGUAGUUGCCCCUCUGGACUUCGAGGCAGAGAGGGAGUACACUCUGAGGGUACGAGCCCAGGACAACGGCCGGCCGCCCCUCUCCAAUAACACAGGUAUCAUCAGCGUGCAGGUGACCGACGUCAACGACAACCCUCCCAUCUUCGUAUCCACACCGUUCCAGGCGUCAGUGCUGGAGAGCGCCCCCGUGGGCAGCUCCAUCCUCCACAUCCAGGCCAUCGACACUGACUCUGGGGACAAUGCCCGUCUGGAGUACAGGCUGACUGGCACUAGCCCUGACAUGCCCUUCACCAUCAACUCUGCCACCGGCUGGGUGACGGUCAGCUCGGCUCUGGACCGGGAGUCUGUGGAACACUUCUUCUUUGGGGUGGAUGCCAGAGACUAUGGCGUCCCACCUCUCUCUGCCACAGCCAGCGUGACCAUAACAGUGAUGGACGUCAAUGACAACAGGCCAGAGUUCCUGCAGAAAGAGUAUUUUGUGAGGCUUAAUGAGGACGCGGCCGUGGGCACCAGUGUGGUUGUUGUGACCGCGGUCGAUCGUGAUGUCAACAGUGCGGUCACCUAUCAGAUCACGGGGGGCAACACGCGUAACCGCUUUGCCAUAAGCACAGCCGGAGGGUCGGGGCUGGUCUCUCUAGCACUGCCACUCGACUACAAACAGGAACGGCGCUACGUUCUGACGGUGACUGCCUCAGAUCGCACACUACACGACACGUGCCAGGUCCACGUCAACAUCACGGACGCCAACACGCACCGGCCUGUAUUCCAGAGUGCUCACUACUCAGUGUCUGUGAAUGAGGACCGGCCGCCGGGCAGCACGGUCGUGGUCAUCAGUGCCACGGAUGAUGACGUCGGUGAGAACGCUCGCAUCACCUACUUCUUGGAGGACAACAUCCCCCAGUUCCGCAUCGACCCGUCCAGCGGAGCCAUCACCCUGCAGGCCGAGCUGGACUACGAAGACCAGAUGACCUACACUCUAGCCAUCACCGCCCGGGACAACGGCAUCCCACAGAAGUCUGACACCACCUACGUAGAGGUGAAUGUGAACGAUGUGAAUGACAACGCACCACAGUUCCUCAGCCCCAGGUACCAGGGCACCGUCAGUGAAGACGCGCCACCCUUCACUAGUGUCCUACAGAUAUCCGCAACGGACCGAGAUGCACACGCCAACGGCCGCGUCCAGUACACCUUCCAGAAUGGGGAGGACGGCGACGGGGACUUCACCAUCGAGCCCACAUCGGGCAUUGUACGCACAGUCCGUCGUUUGGACCGCGAGAGCGUUCCCUUCUAUGAGCUGACGGCGUACGCAGUGGACCGUGGUGUGCCUCCACAGCGGACGCCCGUCCACAUCCAGGUGACAGUUCUCGACGUCAACGACAACGCACCCGUGUUCCCAGCGGAUGACUUUGAGGUUCUAGUGAAGGAGAACAGUGCUGUGGGGUCAGUGGUGGCCCAGAUUACAGCCACAGACCCAGACGAGGGGGCCAACGCCCAGAUCAUGUACCAGAUCGUAGAAGGCAACAUCCCUGAGAUCUUCCAGAUGGACAUCUUCUCUGGGGAGCUCACCUCCCUCAUCGACCUGGACUACGAAGCCCGCUCAGAGUAUGUGAUCGUGGUCCAGGCCACCUCAGCCCCCCUGGUGAGCCGGGCCACGGUGCGCAUCCGGCUGGUGGACCAGAACGACAACCGGCCCCAGCUCCAGGACUUCCAGAUUAUCUUCAACAACUUUGUGUCCAACCGUUCCAACAGUUUCCCCAGUGGGGGGAUCGGACGGGUGCCGGCCCACGACCCGGACGUGAGCGACCGCCUCUACUACACUAUCGAACGGGGCAACGAGCUGCACCUGCUGCUUCUCAACCACAGCAGCGGGGAGAUCCGGCUGAGCCGCAAGCUGGACAACAACAGAGCCUUGGUGGCCCCCAUGCUCAUCACUGUCACAGACGGAGUCCACAGUAUCUCGGCCCAGUGCGUUCUACGAGUGCUCAUCAUCACAGAGGACAUGUUGAGCAGCAGCGUGACGGUGCGCCUCCAAAACAUGUCCCAGGAGCACUUCCUGUCCCCACUGCUGGGUCACUUCCUGGAAGGGGUGUCGGCGGUGCUGUCCAUCCCUCCGGAGGAUGUUUUUGUAUUCAACAUCCAGCCGGACGGCGAGGCAGGGGGCAUCCUGAACGUCAGUUUCACCGCUGCGCUGCCCGGGGGUAACUUUUUACCCUCAGAGGCCCUGGAAGAGCAACUCUACCUCAACCGUCCGCACCUCACCUCCUUGGCAAAGAUGGAGGUGCUCCCGUUCGAUGACAACGUGUGUCUGCGGGAGCCGUGUCAGAACUACAUGAAGUGCAUCUCGGUGCUUCGCUUCAACAGCUCUGCUCCCUUCAUCUCCUCUCCCUCCGUCCUGUUCCGGCCCAUCCACCCCAUCGCCGGGCUGCGCUGCCGCUGCCCCACAGGCUUCACUGGGGACUACUGCGAGACGGAGAUCAACCUGUGUUACUCCAACCCCUGCCUCAACGGAGGUGUGUGUGCUCGCAGGGAGGGAGGCUACACCUGUAUCUGCAGAGAAGACUACACAGGUGAACGGUGUGAGUGUGACAGGCGUCAGGGCCGCUGUGUCCCGGGGGUGUGUAGGAAUGGGGGGACGUGCAGGGAGCUGUCUGGAGGGGGGUUCCGCUGUGAGUGCCCUGCAGGAGGGUAUGAGCGGCCCUACUGCGCUGUCACUGCACGCUCCUUCCCCCCCAAAUCUUUCAUCAUGUUCCGAGGCCUCCGCCAGAGAUUCCACCUCUCCAUUUCUCUCACUUUUGCCACUCUGGAGAACAGUGGCCUCCUCUUCUACAACGGACGCUUCAAUGAGAAACACGACUUCCUGGCUCUGGAGAUCCUAGAGGGUCAGGUGGUGCUCAAGUACUCCACAGGUGAAUUGUCCACUCAGGUGAGCCCCUUUCUACCUCGGGGCGUGGCCGAUGGAAACUGGCACACUGUCCACAUCCACUACUACAACAAGCCCAAGCGCAGUGUGAGUGGGCAGGCCCAGGGUCCAUCUGAUGAGAAGGUGGCGGUGGUCAGCGUGGAUGACUGUGACACAGCAGUGUCGCUACGCUUCGGAACGCAGCUCGGCAACUACAGCUGUGCUGCUCAGGGCAAACAGACCAGCUCCAAGAAAUCUCUGGAUCUCACCGGCCCCUUGUUUUUGGGCGGAGUGCCCAACAUGCCUGAUCAUUUCCCGUUUCACACCCGGGAGUUUAUUGGCUGUAUGAAAGACCUCCACAUCGACAACAGACCUUUGGACCUGGCUGGAUACAUCUCUAACAAUGGAACCCUACCUGGAUGUAGUGCCAAGCUGCCCUUCUGUAACUCCGACCCAUGUCAGAACGGAGGAACGUGUCGUGUCAGCUGGGAGACCUUCUCAUGUGACUGCCCCCUAGGGUUUGGAGGGAAGGACUGCAGCCAUGUGAUGCCCCACCCACAUCGUUUCCUGGGAAACAGUGCCCUCUGGUGGGACCUGAAGAAUGACGUGACCAUCUCCACACCUUGGUACCUGGGGCUGGUGUUUAGGACGCGGGCCAGGGAGGGCACUCUGCUGCAGGCACAGGCCGGACAGUACACUAGCCUGGUCUUCCAGCUGGUGAGUGGUCAGCUGCUGUUCUCGGUGACCAAGGGGUCGACGCUGCCGGUGCGUCUGCGUCUGGACCAGGUGCAGGUGAGCGACGGGCACUGGCACGACCUGCAGCUGGAGCUGCGAGACGUCCGCAGCGGGAGGGAGACGCGCUACGUGGCUACCGUCCGCCUCGACUUUGGCCUCUUCCAGGGCACAGUGAUAGUGGGGAAUGAGAUCCAUGGGCUGAAAGUGAAACACCUCCAUGUGGGCGGAGUCCUGGGCUUGGGGGAGGUGCAGAACGGGAUACGGGGCUGCAUCCAGGGGGUUCGUUUGGGGGUGCGACCAGAUGCCAUGCCCCUGCCCCGCCCCUCCAGGGCUGUCAAAGUGGAGACGGGCUGUAACGUUGGCAACCCCUGUGUCUCUACCCCCUGCCCGCCCCACAGCCGCUGUUGUGACAAUUGGGAACGCCACACCUGUCUGUGCGAACCAGGUUUCUAUGGUAAGGGCUGCAUAGAAGCGUGCCAGCUGAACCCGUGUGAGAAUGAUGCCAAGUGCCACAGGAAGCCCAGCUCAUCACACGGAUACAUCUGUGACUGUGGAGACAACCACUAUGGCCAGUACUGUCAGCACAGGAUUGACCACCAGUGUCCACGUGGUUGGUGGGGCUCUCCAGCAUGUGGGCCCUGCCACUGUAACACCAGUAAAGGAUUUGACCCCGACUGCAACAAGACUAGUGGCCACUGCCAUUGCAAGGAGUUCCACUACCACCUGCGGGGCAGUGACUCCUGCCUGCCCUGUGACUGCUACCCUGUGGGCUCCUUCUCCCGGUCAUGUGACCCAGAGAGUGGCCAGUGCCAGUGUCGGGCUGGUGUGAUUGGUCGACAGUGCAACAUGUGCGACAACCCCUUCGCUGAAGUCACACAGAAGGGCUGUGAAGUCAUCUAUGACGGCUGUCCUAAGACCAUCACCCUGGGUAUCUGGUGGCCCAGGACGAAGUUCAACCUGCCAGCAGCCGUGCCCUGUCCUAAAGGAUCCCUGGGUGCUGCUAUCAGACACUGUGAUGUAGAGAGGGGCUGGCUGGAGCCGGAUCUCUACAACUGUACCUCUCCUCCCUUUGUGGAGCUCAAUGCAGCACUGGAGUCGGUUGAGCGGAACGAGACAGAGCUCAGCACCAUCAUGGAGAAGAAACUGGCCCACCAGCUCCGUGAUGUCACCGAGGCCACACCCCGUCUCUAUGGCAAUGACCUCCAGAUUGCCGAGCGGCUACUGUCCCGCCUGUUGACCUUCGAGAGUCUGCAGACGGGCUUCGGCCUGACUGCCACCCAGGACGCACACUUCAACGAGAAUGUUCUGCAGGGCUGCAGUGCGGUGCUGGGUCCAGGCAGUGCAAGUUUAUGGCGGGCCCAGAUCCAGGCCCAGGGAGGGGCAGGAGGGCUGGCUGAUCUGCUGGAACAGUAUGCCCAGACCCUGGCCCAGAACAUGAAGCUCACCUACCUGAACCCCGUGGCUCUGGUCGCCCCCAACAUCGUGAUGAACCUGGACCGCGUUGAGAACCACACCCACGUGCGCAGACGUUUCCCUCGCUACCACAGCCCUCUGUUCCGCGGCCAGGCUCUCUGGGACCCCCACACACAUGUGGUGUUGCCCCCUGCUGCUCUGGUGCCACAACGACACCAACUUUCAGCUUCACAGAACACAGCUCCUGCCCCUGUCAGUACGUUGGCCAAUCAGACGGAAGACUAUGCUGCAGCCAGGCAUUCUGUUUCGCUACUGGAGCCGCCUGUCACCAUUGUCAUCAUGUUGAUCUAUCGUAGCCUUGGAGCAGCACUCCCCCCCAAGUACCACACUGACCGACGAGGAGUCAGACUCCCCAGACAUCCAGUGAUGAACUCUCCAGUGGUCAGUGUGUCCAUCUACAACAACCAGACGUUUGUCGGGGGUCCUCUGGACUCGCCCCUGCAGCUGGAGUUCCGCCUGCUGGAGACCACCAACCGCAGCAAGCCCCUGUGUGUCCAGUGGAACCACAGCAGCCCGUUGGAGGUGGGAGGUUGCUGGACAGUGAGGGACUGCAUCGUAGUAUACAGGAACACGUCCCACGUGCGUUGCCAGUGUCAGAGGCUGGGCACCUUUGGUGUCCUGAUGGACAGCUCCCAGAGAGAACAGCUGGAGGGGGAUCUGGAGACCCUGGCCCUGGUCACCUACUUCUCCCUGUCUGUCUCCAUGCUGGCCCUGCUGCUGACCGUCCUGGUGCUGUCCUGCCUCCGAGGCCUCAAGUCCAACACCCGCUCCAUCCACUCCAACAUGGCCGCCGCCAUGCUGCUCUCUGAGCUCGUCUUCCUGCUCGGCAUCAACCAGACCGAGCAGCAGUUCCUGUGUACGGUGGUGGCCAUCCUGCUGCACUAUUUGUUCAUGGCCACGUUUGCCUGGCUGUUUGUGGAGGGGCUCCAUAUCUACCGCAUGCAGACAGAGGCUCGCAACAUCAACUACGGAGCCAUGAGGUUCUACUAUGCCAUCGGAUGGGGUGUGCCUGCCAUCAUCACAGGUUUGGCGGUAGGGCUGGAUCCUGAGGGCUAUGGAAACCCAGACUUCUGCUGGAUCUCCAUAUAUGACAAACUCAUCUGGAGCUUCGCUGGACCCAUCGCUAUCGUCAUCCUGAUGAAUGGUGGGAUGUUUCUGCUUGUGGCUCGCAUGUCCUGCAACCCCUCCCAGAAAGAGACCAAGAAACUACCUGUCAUAGCCACUAUACGCGGUGCCUUCCUCCUGCUGCUCCUGGCCACCUCUACCUGGUUCUUUGGGCUGAUGGCUGUCAACAACAGCAUUCUGGCCUUCCACUAUAUCUUCAUUGUACUAUGCUUACUGCAGGGUCUUGCCAUGUUCCUGGUAUUCACGGUGCUGAACGCGGAGGUGCAGGAGGUCUGGAAGUUGUCAUGUCUGGGCAAGAAGAGCCCCGACGAGGACGCACCUAGAGCCCCACAGAUCCCUGGUCAGAACCCCUACAACAAUGCGUCGUUGCUGGAGCAGAGCGGGCUGCACCGCAUCACCCUCGGGGCCUCCACCAUCUCCUCUGUCAGCAGCGCUCGAGAGAACCUGCUGGCCCGCCAGACCUUGGAACACAAUCUGGGACAUACUGGAGCUACAGACCUGGACGUGGCUAUGUUCCAUAGAGACAGAGGUGAGGACUCAGACACAGACUCAGAUGUCUCUUUGGAAGGGGAACGUAGUCUCUCCAUCCCCUCCUCCGAGAGUGAGGACAAUGUUCGUCUCCGUGGACGCAUCCAGCGGCGUUUCAAACGCACCAAUCACAGCGAGCGGCUGCUCACAGAGCCCACCCACAAUAGCACGAAAGACAUGGAUGGCAAUGACCUGCUCUCCUAUUGGCCAGCGCUGGAAGAGUGCGAGGUCCACUCCCUGCAGAAGUGGGGCUCAGAGCGCCGCCUAGGGGCUGACUACAGCAAGGAUGGCUCCAACAACAACCAGCCUGACGCAGCGCUGACCAGUGGGGACGAGAACAGCCUGACAGGACAUCCCAGCCGCCACCGCAAGGGCAUCCUGAAGAACCGUAUUGGCUGUCCGCCGGCCCUGCAGGGUCUCUCCACCAUGGGCCGGGUUCCCAGCGAUCUCUCCUGGUACCGCACCUCCACCCUGGGCCACAGGGGCGUCCCGGCAGCCUCCUACGGCCGCAUGUACAGUGGGACAGGCUCCCUGUCUGGCACGGGCUCCUUGUCCCAGCCCGCCUCACGCUACUCUUCCAGGGAGCACCUGGACUCUCUGGCUCGCCGCCAGUUCUCCAGAGACCCCCUGGGCCGCCAGGCUGGAGGAGGGUCCCAGAACCGCCUGGACCGCCAGGGCUCCCGAGACAACCUGGACCUGCUCCCCCGCCGCCGAGAGCCAGGCUUGGACAGAGCCUCCAGGGAGAACCUGAGCAGCUCCAGAGACAGGCUGGACAUCCAGCAGCACAGCGCCCAUGCCUCCCAGGAGGACUUGAGUGGGAAUGGAGGUGUGGAGCCGAGUCUGGGGGGGGGUCACGCUCCCAGCUCAACAACCUCGAGGAACCCCAGGAAUCCCCCCUACCCCGUCGCGGCCGGCUGGACUCUGCUCCCCCGUGUAGGUACCCCCUCCCUGCCCUCGGCGCACCCCCCCAGCCGCCACCCGUCCAGUGAGCACCUGGACAUCCUGUCCUCCAUCUUGGCCUCCUUCAGCUCAUCUGUGCUCACACACCCAGACCCCUCAUCUGCACAGGGACCCUCCCCCUCCCCGCCCCACUCCGCCACCUCCCACAGCAUCUCUGAGGUUUCCCCAGACUCUGAAGUCAACAGAAGCUGGGUUUCUGUACAGGGCUUUGAGCAGUGUGGUAUCACCUGCAGUGGGGGAGCCAGGCCAGAGGCCGGUGUAGCCCUCCUCUCUGUCCAUGUCGUCCUGGUUGGAGAUGAGGUUGGGCACCAUGGCCGUGAUCUCUUGCUGAACCUCGGUCAGGGCCGUGACAGGCAGGCCAGUGACCACCUGCUUCUGGCACCGGUGCAGCACCUGGCGUCUCCACCUUCAGUCUCUUCAUGGUACCCACCGAGCUGGGUGGCCGUUCAGGGCCGUGACAGGCAGGCCAGUGACCACCUGCUUCUGGCACCGGUGCAGCACCUGGCGUCUCCACCUUCAGUCUCUUCAUGGUACCCACCGAGCUGGGUGGCCGGUCAGGGCCGUGACAGGCAGGCCAGUGACCACCUGCUUCUGGCACCGGUGCAGCACCUGGCGUCUCCACCUUCAGUCUCUUCAUGGUACCCACCGAGCUGGGUGGCCGGUCAGGGCCGUGACAGGCAGGCCAGUGACCACCUGCUUCUGGCACCGGUGCAGCACCUGGCGACUCUCCACCUUCAGUCUCUUCCAGUGUCUUCAUGGUUGUCAGGUACUGUUGAGAGGAGCUCAGUGAUGAUGGAGACCGCAGCCCUGGUAGUGCCUGUCACUGCUCUGGAGUUCCUAAGGGAGGAGUACCUGCUGACAGGUACGGGAUCCCUAGCUAGAGAAUACAAGACCUUUACUGCCUCCAACCACAGCCUCAAAGUCUGCACCUCACUGAGCUUGCUCCACAACUACCGCAUCCAUGGGAUCCGUCACAAACCACAGCCAAGAGAUGGACGGACCCGUGACCCAGAGGAUGAGGUGGUAGUGUUUGGAGGGAAGGUUGUGCGCCUGCUGAGGCUGAGUGCUAGAAGUCAUAAGAUCACAACACAACAUAGCACAGGGAGAGACAAGGUUGAAGGAAUUAUCAGAGGUGACCUCUACACAUACGGGACUCUAACAGAUCACACAGGCCCAACCAUGGAGGAGAGAAGGCGUGUGGGCUACUGUGUUCACAGAGAGGUGCUGGAUGAGGGAAAAGUGGACCAGAUGGCUGAGAAAUCAGAUGUUAGAGUCCCUAUCUCUGAAAAAAUCAGAGAGUCAUUGAGGUGUUCUGGCCCCAAGCUGAAGAGUUGUAUGUUGUCGUCUGUUCCUGUCCUCUCCUGGCUGCCUCGCUACUCCCUCAGAGACAACGCCAUCGGAGACCUGAUCUCAGGCAUCAGUGUGGGCAUCAUGCACCUACCACAAGGGAUGGCCUAUGCUCUGCUAGCAGCAGUGCCACCAGUGUUUGGUCUCUACUCUUCCUUUUACCCCAUCCUCAUCUACUUCAUCUUUGGGUCGUCCAAACACAUCUCUGUGGGUACAUAUGCAGUGAUGAGUGUGAUGAUCGGGGGAGUGACAGAGCGCUUGGCCCCAGACACUAACUUCAUGAUGUAUGAUAACGCCACCAAUCAGAGUAUGGUGGAUGUUUUGGCCCGAGACACAGAGCGGGUGAAAGUGGCUGCUGCCGUUACUUUCUUGUCCGGCCUCUUCCAGAUGCUCCUGGGCCUGGUUCAGUUUGGCUUUGUGGUGACCUACCUGUCUGAGCCCCUGGUCAGAGGGUACACCACCGGAGCAGCCAUCCACGUCAUCGUCUCUCAGCUCAAGUACACCUUUGGCAUCAGUCCAAAACGCCACAGCGGACCCUUCGCCCUGAUCUUUACGGUGAUAGAGGUGUGCUAUCUGGUGCCAGAAACCAACAUAGGCACUCUAGUGGUGAGCCUGGUGUCCAUCAUUGGCCUUGUCAUGGUCAAGGAGCUCAACACCUACCUGGGCAAAAAGCUGCCAGUACCCAUUCCUGUAGAGCUGCUAGGGAUCAUCAUCGCCACGGUGGUCUCCUGGCAGGUCAACCUGGAGGGGAAGUAUGGAGUGGAAGUGGUGGGAGAGAUCCCCUCUGGUCUACAACCCCCUGUCAUGCCUACAGCCUCUCUAUUUGGGCAGGUGAUAGGUGAUGCCUUCGCUCUGUCUGUGGUUGGCUACGGCAUUGCCAUCUCCCUCGGACGGAUCUUUGCCCUAAAAUAUGGCUACAAAGUUGACAGCAACCAGGAAUUGAUAGCCCUGGGUCUCAGCAACACCAUUGGAGGGGUGUUUCAGUGCUUUGCAAUCAGUUGCUCCAUGUCCCGCACCAUGGUACAGGAAAGCACUGGGGGCAAGACUCAGGUGGCGAGUGCCCUUUCAGCCAUGGUGAUUCUGGUCAUCAUGCUGUGGAUUGGGGCUCUCUUUGAAGAGCUGCCAAAGGCCGUGUUGGCAGCCAUAAUCUAUGUGAACCUGCAAGGGAUGAUGAAGCAGUUCAUGGACAUCCCAACUCUGUGGAAGAGCAAUAAAGUGGAUAUGGUGAGUGAGUGAGAGAUGGAAGGGGGAGAGAGAGAG